This is a messenger RNA of Chaetomium fimeti, 1449 nucleotides long. Its product is annotated as hexokinase-domain-containing protein. The record is from RefSeq and is a predicted model, not a curated record. The transcript is spliced from 5 exons. Gene Ontology annotation, molecular function: glucokinase activity; mannokinase activity; fructokinase activity. Gene Ontology annotation, cellular component: mitochondrion; cytosol. Bases 1 to 1449 code for a protein of 482 amino acids. Gene Ontology annotation, biological process: glucose metabolic process; mannose metabolic process; glucose 6-phosphate metabolic process. NCBI's taxonomy places the organism in Eukaryota, Fungi, Ascomycota, Sordariomycetes, Sordariales, Chaetomiaceae.
AUGGCUGUAGGCACGCUUGCCGAUGCGCCCAAGGACCUUAUCAAUGAGAUCAAGCACCUUGAGCAGCUCUUUACCAUUGACAAGGCCAAGCUGAAGGAGAUCACCAAUCACUUUGUCAAUGAGCUUGCAAAGGGGCUGACCGUCGAGGGCGGCAGCAUUCCCAUGAACCCAACAUGGGUCAUGUCGCGACCGACCGGCCAUGAGACAGGCAGCUACCUGGCCCUGGAUAUGGGCGGCACCAACCUGCGCGUCUGCCAAGUCACCCUAACGGAGCAGAAAUCCGAGUUUGAUAUUAUCCAGUCGAAGUACCGUAUGCCGGAUGAGCUGAAGACGGGCGAGGCCGAGGAGCUUUGGGAGUACAUUGCCGACUGCCUGCAGCAGUUCAUCGAGACGCAUCACGGUGACGCGUCCAAGCUGGAUAAGCUCCCGCUUGGCUUUACCUUUUCGUAUCCCGCCACCCAGAACUACAUCGAUGAGGGCACCCUACAGCGCUGGACCAAGGGCUUUGACAUUGACGGUGUCGAAGGCCACAAUGUAGUGCCCAUGUUUGAAGCUGCCCUUGCACAGAGGGGGGUGCCCAUCAAGCUGACUGCCCUGAUCAACGACACGACGGGCACACUCAUUGCCUCGGCGUAUACCGACCCUAAGAUGAGAAUCGGUUGCAUCUUUGGCACGGGGUGCAACGCUGCCUACAUCGAGAACUGCGGUUCGAUCCCCAAGCUGGCCCACCUGAACCUGCCUGCCGACACCCCUAUGGCCAUCAACUGCGAGUGGGGUGCCUUUGACAACGAGCACAAGGUGCUGCCACGCACUCCUUACGACCUCGACAUUGACAAGGACUCUCCGCGCCCUGGUCAGCAGGCGUUUGAGAAGAUGAUCGCCGGUCUGUACCUCGGUGAAAUCUUCCGCUUGAUCUUGGUCGACCUGCACGACAACAAGGAGGUCAACAUCUUUGCCGGCCAGGACGUUUCCAAGCUCCGGAAGCCGUACUCCCUGGACUCGUCCUUCCUGUCGUCAAUUGAAGAGGACCCCUUUGAGAACCUCUCGGAAACGCUCGAUCUCUUCCAGAGCAAGCUGAACAUCAGCCCGAACCUCCCCGAGCUGGAGCUCAUCCGUCGCACUUCGGAGCUGAUCGGCACCCGCGCGGCCCGCCUGUCGGCGUGUGGUGUGGCUGCCAUCAGCAUCAAGAAGGAGUACGCCUCCUGCCACGUGGGCGCCGACGGCUCCGUGUUCAACAAGUACCCGCACUUUAAGGCCCGCGGCGCCCAGGCGCUCCGCGAGAUCCUCGACUGGCCCGAGAAGAGCGACCCCACGGAGGAGGAUCCCAUCGAGGUGCUAGCUGCGGAGGACGGUAGCGGUGUGGGAGCCGCGCUGAUUGCCGCGCUGACUCUGCAGCGUGUUAGGGAAGGCAACAUGCACGGCAUUCUCCACCCCGAGAACUUCAAGUAG